Molecule: messenger RNA, 421 nt
Organism: Anneissia japonica
Lineage: Eukaryota; Metazoa; Echinodermata; Crinoidea; Comatulida; Comatulidae
Product: transmembrane 6 superfamily member 1-like
Exons: 3
Source: RefSeq, a predicted model, not a curated record
GGGUAUCGUGAUGUAGGCCUCUACUGGGCUGGGUCUGUCAUGAACAGCAUCAUCGUUUUCUUACCUGGGAAUAUUGCUGGCAAGUUUGGUGGCAACGUCAAAGCCUCGUACUUCCUCAAUAUGCCGUACAUCAUCUUCCCACUGCUUGGUGCAUUCCGGUUUCUAAGAAGCAGAGAACCUGUUGAUGUUCCAGAGGAAGAGAAAAUCAAAGCCCAGAAGAAGAGUAUUUUCCAAAGACCAUUUGAUCUAAUGAUGGUGAUAUACUUACUGAUCUCAUGUGUCUUCUCUUUCAUCAGGAUGCUAGCUGCAUUGAACAGUCCAAUCCCAUUUGCACAAGCAUAUGUAAAAUUUUAUGAACCUUAUCUUCUGGAUCCAGUUAUCUAUCCUAAGUUACAGGUAAGAUUAUCCAAUUUUAAUUUUA